Bombus huntii is the source of this 11123-nucleotide messenger RNA. Its product is annotated as bromodomain-containing protein DDB_G0280777-like. The coding region runs from base 4958 to 10912 and encodes 1984 amino acids. The transcript is spliced from 5 exons. The record is from RefSeq and is a predicted model, not a curated record. NCBI's taxonomy places the organism in Eukaryota, Metazoa, Arthropoda, Insecta, Hymenoptera, Apidae.
UGCUGGCGAUUUUGGAACAAAAGCAUCUCGAUGUGCAUGGUACGUCUUUCUAGCGCAGGUGGCUAAAGUCGCAGCUCUUUAGUCGGUUCGUUCGAACACGUAUUAAAACAACUUUGUCAAAAACAUUAGCAAUAGGUUAUGGAACGGAUGUGACUUCGCUACUAUUUUUAAGUUUUAUUUUUUUACACGCAUUCUUGUCAUAUAUUGUUAAGUUUCGCUUAUGGUCAGGAAAACUUCUGAUUUUCGAGGAUUUAACGAAAAUGUCUGAGUCAAACUUUAUAUCUUGCUUAUCUUUAAUCUAUUUCCAUAUUGCAGUCGUCUUUUAUAUAAUUCUAGGAUCCACUGUCACCUUUGUCUUUGUGUUCUCAUAUUUUUCAAAAUUCGGCGAAUUGCCUCCAGUGUUCAUCAGCUGUUUUCCUUCAAAAUGGAACAAUGUAAAUUCGGCUUAAGGCACAAGGCCACUUGAGAAUCGAGACAACUUUGUAGUAUCCGUACAUAGCUUAAAAAGAGAAAGCCAGGACACUUGAAUACACCAUAAAUUAAGUCCUCUCCCAUACUUCGUCAUGGGCUAAAGGAACCUAACGUUUGCGCAACUGCAACUUUGUCUUUCGUUUUUGCUUACAAGCCAGACACCAAGUGUCUUCUUGAUGCCAUCUUCUUAAGUCUUCUCAAUGCGAGAAUUGAUUGUGAAUUUUAAUAAAUAAAUAAAAAAAAAAUCUUAAGUCUGUCGACGAUUAUAAUUUGAGCGAGCGUUUGUUCGGAAGAUUAUGGGAUGAGCUUAGGUCAAAAGGUAAGAAACUUAAGUGGCUAGCCGUUGCUAUCUUUACUAGUUUUUGAAAUGGACUUAAUAGAAUAAACUUUCAUGAUGGAGUUAAGUAUGGAGAAUUCUACCACCAUGCUCUUAAAAUUUCUUGAAGAGCAAGCAAAAGACAGAAAAGCCUUCUAUUCCAAAUAUUUCUUAUCUAUGCAAUACAGGAGACAAUUGCAACUGUGCUGAACAUGUAGCACGCAAGGUACGAUGAUUUAUGGGAAACAUCUGAGUGUACCUUUCCUGAGAAUUUCGAAGAAGUUAUGUUUUUCAUAUGCAUAUAAAUAAACUCACGAUCCAUUCCACCAUAAAACUUUGCAACAUUCAUAAUAUAUGGGAAACCAAAAAUAUCACGCUUGGACAAAACGUCGUAACUUUAUCGAAUGAAAAGUCUGUGUGUUACUUCGCUUCGCGUUUAUCAAGAGUCGUCAGUCUAGUGAAACUGGACUCGCUUACGAACUUGCCGCUAGCAGGUAUAAAUUCUGUUUGACAUUACUUCAAAGUCAUUCUUACUCCUUGCGUUGAUAGUACGUCAAAACUACAGCAUUUACACACUUACGUAAUAUGCUGUCACUCAUUCAUUCGCGACAUAUACACACUUAUUAAUUAGGUUAUUAUCGGAUUUUAGCACUCUAGGGAUCUGAUAAGCAUAUAGCCUGAAUUCCUGGAUGUUUCUAGAACGAUUGAAAAAGAUUCAAAGUUAUAAUAUUAUAAUAAUUUUUAUAUUUUUAUCUACAAUGAUGAAACAGGAAACUAUGACUAUUUAAUUAGAGCUAUUUCUUAAUGUAGUAAUGUAAUACAACUAAAACAACUAAAUUGGUACAACUAAUUAACUACUGCAUGACAACUCACAACUCACAACAAUCGACAACCAACAAAUCGCAACUAAGUACUCACAACUUGUGACUAACUACCAACUGAGUCCAACUAAUUUUUUUCUUUUUUUUUAUUUAAUUCUUUACAUUCACAAUUUGUCCAGUUUGGACAUUUGGUAGAAUUUUUUAGCUGUUUGAUUAUCAUGUAGGUGGCUACCUCCGGUGGGGUUAGGUUUCUUCGUGUUUGUUAGGUUGUGUCCUUUGUGAGGUCUGCUGGAUGUUUCCUUUUCAGAGUCCAUCUAAUGACUAACUUUCUCUGACAAAACAUCCCUUUAUCAGAGUUUUUGUAUUCCCACCAUAUACACGUGUUCCGCAGCCGUUUAUGACAACAGAUGGUCACGUAUGCCUUUUCCAAGUAACUAUUUUUCUGAAGGACAGUGGACAUACCGAUGGACCACAUGGUCUAUUGGAAUUUCCCGCCCCUUCUGGCACUUCCACUUUCUACCUGCACUAUAGUUCAUCGGGUCUUUCUUAAAUGAUUUUUCCAUGAUACGACAAUAUUAUAUCUAAUAUAAAGAUAACAGUUUCAUAUUAUUCAAGCAUGUAAUGUAAAAAUAUUUUCAUAACAUUUCGUUUAUAGCAUCCAUUGCCUUUAUUACUGUUUUAUUUAACAAUAGUUCAUAUAUUUAUAAGAUACCGCAUGAAAUAUGAGAGACGCGAAUUCGCGUUUCCGGUUCCCAACCGUUGGUAAAUGAAAGAUGCGAAUUCGCGUCUCCGGCUCCCAAAGCGUUAGUAGCAAAGCCUAAACAUUUUACUGAACCUACUAGCAUAAUUACUCGGAAUUGUAAAAAUAAAUUUUCGAAUAAUAAAAAUGUCAUAUACAGGGUGGUUGGUAACUGGUGGUACAAGCGGAAAGGAGGUGAUUCUACGCAAAAAAAGAAGUCGAAAAUAUAGAAUAAAAAUUUUUCGUUCGAGGCUUUGUUUUCGAGAAAAUCGACUUUGAAUUUUCGCUCGGUACGCGUGCAUCUUAUCACGUCUCGUUAUAACGGAUCUCACUGUAGAUCGUUGUCUCGAUGGAAAAAUUUAAGAAAAAAAAUUCUUAUUCUAUAUUUUCGACUUAUUUUUUCGCAUAGAAUCACCCCCUUUUCGCUUGUACCACCAAUUACCAACCACCCUGUAUAUAGCAAGUAUACAUCUAAGUAUAAAUUGUGGAAGAAUUGAUGCUCAUAUAAUAACAAGAAAAAUUACAGUGCGAGUAUCCUGGUUAUCUAUAAUAAUAACAAUUCUAAGUAUGCAUCUGAUAUAUAGAUAUAUACAUUUUUCUAUAUCAACAAUUUUAGAUUACCGCAUCCGUCUAAGAUCAAGCGUGACAAAUUGUUGGCAUUGAUCUUACUGCCGUUUUCUGGUAAUCACAUUAUUAAUUCAAACUAAAGCAUUUUCAAUCAAUGAUUGAAAAAAAUAGAAGAUUAAGCAUCAAGAAAACUCUUUAUGGAUUCUAUUCCUUGAACUUUAAGAAUGUAUCUGCCUGAUGCAUACGUAAUAUACAUUCUGCUAUAUCAACAUAUUCCUUAGAUUAUCGUAUCCGUCUCUGUUUACGCGUGACAAACUGUUGGCAUUACUCCUGCGUUUUCUAAUAAUCGCAUUAUUAAUUCAAACUAAAGCAUUUUCAAUCAAUGAUUAGAAAAGAUAAAAAAUUAAACAUCAAAGAAAUUCUUUAUGGAUUCUAUUCCUUGAACUUUAAAUAUGUAUCUGCCUAAUACAUAUAUAUAUACAUUCUGCUAUAUCAACAUUUUUCUUAGAUUACCGUAUCCGUCUCAGCUUACGCGUGACGAACUGCUGGCAUUGCUCUUGCAUUUUCUAGUAAUCGCAUUAUUAAUUCAAAUUAAAGCAUUUUCAAUCAAUGAUUAGAAAAGAUAAAAAAUUAAACAUCAAAGAAAUUCUUUAUGGAUUCUAUCCCUUGAACUGUUAUCCUUAUAGGUAACCAGAUUACUCGUAGUGCAGUUUAUCUUGCUAUAUUUUGAGCAUCAGUUCUUCCACAAUUUAUACACAUUUAAUUAUAUAAUAUACUACUUAGUAUAGUAAAAUAAUUAUUUAUAUAAUUAUAUGUAUAAUGUACACGCGAUAUUUUCAUAAAUUUAUCAUUUUUGUGUCAUUUCUAAGUAUAUACUUUAUUUUGACAAAAACGCUCCAUUGAUCCAACUACAAUUAUUCUCAUUAUUAUUUCUCGAGGAUUGUUUUACGUAUGCAACAUUGUUUAGUUAUCUAUUCGCAUAUUUAUAUUCGCAUUAUCUACUGCUACUGCAAUUAUGCGAUUCGACCAAAGUUCAAUGUGCGUUUGUAUAGGGGGGCACGAAAGGAAGCUCUUGGUGUAAAACAGAUAAAAUUUUUGUUUGAUUAUGAUUUCCGUGACGGUGACGUAAUAUUCCUAUAUAAAUGGGGGUAGAGAGUUCGGAGAAUUCAGUAUAAAUCGUGCUUUUUGACGAGUGAUAAGUUUCAUAGCAAAAGUAUAAAAUUGCUUUCGAAUCACGAUCAGGCUUGCUUUAUAAUUGUAUCGACAUUUUCUUUGCGAAUAAAAGCCAUACGGAUUUAAUACAUCGAAGACUUUAUUACAGUAACAAGAAUUUAUUCUAAAAGAAAUGUCAUGUUGCGUGCUGGCAUUAUGAAAAUUGUGAACAAUAUGAAUAAUAAUAAUUUAACACGUGCGAUAUUGUCACUUUUUUAUAAUAAAAGCCUAUUGAUAAUUCAUAAAAAAUAAUUUUAUGAUCUUGUAUGCGCAGAAUGUAUGAAGGAUAUAUUUUAUAAUUAGAAAGAAAGUAGAAACCCUGACAUAAACCGUCACCACUUGCCAAAUUUCAUUUUCUUAUUAAAAACAUAAUAUUAGUGCGAUAAAUGUCUUUAUGACCAGAGUGUACGCAUCUCAAAAUCUAAGAAGACGUCUGGUAAAAAUAUGAUUAUUAUCUUGAUGCUUAUCGCAUGUUCUCAAUUAUAUAGUUAACAAAGGAUUUACCAAUGUUAUAACAGGAUUUUAUCUAAAUAAAAUCGACUUCUAUCGCCAUCUUAUUUUCUCUUUUCUCAACUGCACGUUUCAAACAAAAGACGAUUGGAGGGGAGAGGGUUAUAAGGAAAAGUCUCCACUAAGCCAUCACAAUCGUUGCACAGAUAUGAUGAUCGUGAGACAACUUUGAUAUCCGACUGGCAGAUCGUUCGUCUGGAGCAACGUAACACUGUGUUUACCAACUUGUUUCACCUGUCACUAACCAGCUGAACUGCGUAUGUCCUAUUCGUCCGAAACGUUUAAUACACGAAGGAGCAAGAGAGAAAGUAUAUCAUUGGAAUGAUGUCCGAAAACACACAAACGAGAGCCACGAACUAUGACAACCUCGCGUUAAAAUGCUGGCUUUACUGCAUCGGACCAGUUCGCCGUUGCGAAGAGCUGAAAAAGUUGAAAGCGGACCUACAGAAUCUCGGAUUAUCACGUAAACAGGUACAUCAAGGCUUGAUACAAUUAGCGACGAAACCGCGUGUAAUCCUUACGCGGCAGAUACCAUAUACAAGACAUAGACUUAAAAACUUGUCGGAAGAUGAAAGAGGAAAGAAUAUCACUGAUAAUCUCAGAACAAAUGCUUUAAAUUUGCGUCCACGAAUUGAAGAUAUACAUAAAUCAAACAUGACGGAAAGAUUUAUGAAAGAAGAGAGCAAAUAUAUAAAAAAAGCGGAUGGUGUGACAGCACAUGAAACUGCAUUGAUAAGCAGCAAUCGAGAAUUAUUCAUACCAAAUAUAAAAAAUCCAUUAGCAACAAUGCAUUCCUUUGAUGAAACGCUAAAACAGUUGGAUAAAAGAAUUUCCCCGAAAAUGAGAGUGGAUGAAAAAUCCACUAAUACAAGAAAACUGAAAAAUAAUGUAGUUUCAAGUAAAAAAUGUGAUAAAGAUGAAAAUCAUCAUUGUAUUCGUAAACAUAAAGAUACUCAAAAAAUCCGAGAAAUUCCUAAUUUAAUAUCAGACAAAGUAGGUUCAAACAGAAUAUUAAUGUUUAAUAAAUAUAAAAAAAAACGGAUUGAACCUAAAUUGAAACUAAAAUCUUGUUUUGUCAAGAAGGUAAAUGAUUCUAUACAAUCAGAUGAUUAUAAGAAAGUUUAUACUAAAAACAUAAAAUUGGAUAUCAGCAAAAAAUUACAUAAUGAUAAGAAGCUUAUAGAUAUGAAAGUGAAUUCUAUACCAGACAAAAAUAUAUACUCCAAACAUGAGGACAGUACAUUAAAUUGUAACCAUAAAACUGAAGAAGUAACAAAAAUGAAAAAAAAUACACAUAAAAGAAAGCUGCAUAAACUAAUGGUUUCAGAUAGGCAUAAAGAAAUUGUCCAAAAAAGAAGAAAAAUAAAAGAUAGAUUUCGAACAUAUUUUGGAGAUUGUAUAAGUAUUAGUGAAGAUGAACAAGAGCAAAAUAUUAUAGAAGAAAGAUUUAGAAAGACAAGAAAAAAGGAUUCUGUUGAUUCUUGUGAGUCUGCCUGUGUUGAUAUAAUUCAGAAAUCAAAUGAAGAUACAUCUCAAGGGAUCAUUGCUAAUGUUGAUGUAAGUCAUAAACCAAAUGAUGAUAUAUCUCAAGGGACCAUUACUAAUCUUGAUAUAAUUCAUAAAUUGAAUAAGAGUACAUCUCAGGAGACUAUUGUCAAUGUUAACACAAAUAAUGGAUUAAAUGAAGAUACAUCUCAGAGGACCAUUGUCAAUGUUGAUGUCAUUCAUGAAUCAAAUGAAGAUACAUGUCAGGGAAUCAUUGCCAAUGUUGAUACAAAUCAUAAAUCAAAUGAAGGUACAUCUCAGGGUACGAUUGCCAAUAUAAUUCAGAAAUCAGAUGAAGAUACAUCUCAGGGAACUAUUGCCAAUGUUGAUACAAUACAUGAAUCAAAUGAAGUUACGGGUAAUACAAAUAAUAAAACUACUAAUCAAAUUGAAGGUGCAACAAAUUUUGUGGAAAUUGAAUGUAAUAAAUUACAAAAUAAUACAUAUGAAAACAAAACACAUAAUAUUGAAAUAGAAAAAAAAGAAUUGUCUCGAAAUAAGUUCAUCAAUUUUUCUGAGAAGAAUGAUAUUGAGAAAAGUAAGCAUGCAUCAAGUGUUACAGAUAUGUUCCAAAUAACUGAGCAAUCAAAAGUUAAUGUUUCUACAACAAAAAUGAAAGCAACAACAGAAAUAAAUAAUAUAUUACCUUCUGACAUUCCGGAAAUUUGUAUCCCAAGUCAUGAUACAGUGACUAUAAGUAAAGAUUUCUCAGGAUCUGAAAAAAGUAAUUUAGAUACAAAAGAUUUUAAUGAUCUUCUUCAUAUGAGACUUUUUAAAACUUGUCAGAUCAGAUCAAAUGAAAAUGUUCAAGAAACUGACAUGAAUGCAGAUAUUGGUGAAAGUACAAAUUUAAAAAAAUUGUCAGAAACACAAAUUAAUUGUAAUCAAAGUAUUACAGAAAGAAUAUUAAACCAUACUAAAGAAAAUAAAAAAGUACAAUUAUCUUCUAAUACAAAUAAAACUGAUAAUGUUAUUUCUAGAAACAAUAUAUCUAAUGUGAAAAAUAAUGAGAAUGAAUUAGCAGUGAAAAAUUCUGAAUUAAAUAUCUCAGAAAAGAAAGACAUUCAAUCCAAUAAGUUACCUCAAGGUAAAUUAAGAGUUUUAUCUAGUGCAGAACUAGGUGCCAGAUGGUGUCCCACACCUGUAAACAGUGUUACAUCUACUGUUCAAUUUUCACAUAAAAAUACAGAAACUGGAACAGUACCCAAAACAAUAGUUUCUAUUCCCGCACCUGUAUCUGAAACUGCUAGUCGAACAAUUCCUGAGAAUAUGAAGAAAUAUCAUAUGGAUUUAGAAUUUUCAAAAUCUUUGUAUGUUACUCUUGUAAAGAUAUAUAAUUUAAUUCAGGUUAUACGGAAAUUUCCAAUUAGUAAUCUAAAUUAUGAUAAAUUAUUAAAUAUGGAAUUCCAAAACUUAAGAAAAAUAUUGAAUACUGACGAUUUUAUUAAUCUAACAACAGAAAUUGUAUCUAUACUUAACAAAACAAUGUUAGUAACUCCACCACUAUCAUUGAACGAGUUGUUUCAUUAUGCACCAUCAGUCAAAUCCUAUUAUGUCCUAAUUUUAAACAAAAAUAAGACUACGAUAAAUAACCUGAAUGAAUGUCGAACUGUAAAAUCUGUAGGUGUUCCAAACCAAAUAACAUUGAAUCAAAAUAGAUGUCUUGAUGCACAAGUAUCACAGAAUAUAUGGGCUUCAUCUGUACAAUCCAGGUUACAAUAUUUACUUUCUAUUUUUUCUGAGCACGGUCAAACACUUUGCCUCAACAUUGUUCCAAACCAACCGCAGCAGAAUUUUCAAGAGCAAAUAGUCUUACCCUUGCAAAAUAAUGUUCUUCAAAGCAAUGUAUUGAUAAAUCCCAAUACUGUAAAUAAUAACAGUUAUAAUAAUAAUAUGCAUCAACACAUUUAUAGAAUGCAAGUGCAUGCAAAUUUUACUCAACAAAAAGUUUCAAAUGUUAAUUUUGCUGAGCAGAAUCCAGUAACAAAUAUGCAUGCUAGGCAAAGCUAUCCCUUGCAAUAUUCCUUAUUUCCACCUACUGGAAGAAAUCAAUUAGGAGGAGUACAUACUUCUGUACCAGUUACAAAUGCAUCAUCUAUAAACCAACAAUAUGUUUCAUCUGUUUUUAUACCACAAUCAAAUACAUAUUGUAAUGUAAAUGUACCAAAUUAUACCAUACAGCAAAAUAUGAACUCAAUACAUAUGUCACAGGGGACUCAGUUACAAGGUGUCUUACGAUCUGUAUCACCAAAUCGUAACAUACCACAACCUGUACAGCAAAAUACGAACUCAACACAUAAGUCACAGAGGACUCAGUUACAAGGUGUCUUACGAUCUGUAUCACCAAAUCGUAACAUACCACAACCUGUACAGCAAAAUAUGAACUCAACACAUAUGUCACAGGGAACUCAGUUACAAGGUGUCUCACGAUCUGUAUCACCAAAUCGUAACAUACUACAACCUGUACAGCAAAAUAUGAACUCAACACAUAUGUCACAGGGGACUCAGUUACAAGAUGUCUCACGAUCUGUAUCACCAAAGCGUAACAUAUCACAACCUGUACAGCAAAAUAUGAACUCAACACAUAUGUCACAGGGAACUCAGUUACAAGGUGUCUCACGAUCUGUAUCACCAAAGCGUAACAUACCACAACCUGUACAGCAAAAUAUGAACUCAACACGUAUGUUACAGGGGACUCAGUUACAAGGUGUCUUACGAUCUGUAUCACCAAAUCGUAACAUACCACAACCUGUACAGCAAAAUAUGAACUCAACACAUAUGUCACAGGGAACUCAGUUACAAGGUGUCUUACGAUCUGUAUCACCAAAUCGUAACAUACCACAACCUGUACAGCAAAAUAUGAACUCAACACAUAUGUUACAGGGGACUCAGUUACAAGGUGUCUCACGAUCUGUAUCACCAAAUCGUAACAUACCACAACCUGUACAGCAAAAUAUGAACUCAACACAGAUGUCACAGGGAACUCAGUUACAAGGUGUCUCACGAUCUGUAUCACCAAAUCGUAACAUACCACAACCUGAACAGCAAAAUAUGAACUCAACACAGAUGUCACAGGGAACUCAGUUACAAGGUGUCUCACGAUCUGUAUCACCAAAUCGUAAUAUACCACAACCUGUACAGCAAAAUAUGAACUCAACACAGAUGUCACAGGGAACUCAGUUACAAGGUGUCUCACGAUCUGUAUCACCAAAUCGUAACAUACCACAACCUAUACAGCAAAAUAUGAGCUCAACACAGAUGUCACAGGGGACUCAGUUACAAGAUGUCUCACGAUCUGUAUCAUCAAAUCAUAACAUACCACAACCUGUACAAACUAUGGUUGCAACGAAUAUAUCACAUUCUGUACCAAAAAAUUCACAACACAUUGAACAGAAACAUAAAAAAAUAAUUCCUCAAAAAAAGAUAGCAAUGGAAGUUCUACAAAAUCGUACAUCUGAAGAAGUAGCAUCAUCUCAACAAUUAAAGAAAAGUACACUCAGACGAUUAAAGAAGAAAGAAAAUCUGCAAGUUUCAUUAGAAUCAACAACAAACCUAUUCGAUAUAUUGAAAUAUAUCUCUGAUAUCCAAAAACUUAUAUUACUGAAACAACUAGACUACUACUUUGAUUGUACCACUUGGUUACAACAACAGUUUUCUUCAGAAAACUGGCAAGAAAUUCAUUCACAGAGAUCUGUAUUACUUUAUUUCCAAACACUCCUAAAACAUUUAGUAGAAAAAACAAUAAAAAACCUUUCACCAGAUAACUAUCAAACAAACAUACUUAAAAAUAUUGAAAUUGAUGUUCCAAAAGUGAUACAAAUUACAGUAAAAGAAGACAAUGGAAUAUGCUGUCAAGUUGAAGCAUCUAAAAGUAACCAAGAACAGUAUAAUGCAAUGAAUAUUAAACAAAAUUGCACAAAUUAUGAAGAAAAUUCAAAUGUUACAAUAACACAAAACCAAUGUGAAAAAGAACAUGAAGCAACUGAUAAUUCACAGACAAAUAGUUCUUCGAUUAAACAGAAUUUACAAAGUCAUCAAGCAUCAGACGUUGAUGUGUGUCAAGAGAAUAAAGUGGAAAGGGAACCAAACAGCUCUAGGAAUAUACAUAAUUCAAAUACCAAAGAACAGAAUUUAGAUGAGUCAAAAAAAGUAACUGAAAAUAUUCCUCAAGUAGUCAAAGAAAAGUUAUCAGCACUAUCAAAUAUGAAAUUGCUUGACACCCUGCUGCAGUUAAAUCCUCAUCUAGUUACUGUAGAAAUUUCUUCUAAGAAUGAUCAAGUAACUGUUGUUGAUACUAAUGCUAAUAGUGAAAAUACACCAAAAUCCGAAGAACCUGAAGAAUAUCAAGAACAUCAACACUUAAAAGGUACUAUUACUGAUGACUUAACAGUAUCUUCAUUCAAAUCUCCAAAUAACAUUGAGUAUUUUAAUAAUAAGGAAUCACACAACACUUCGUUGGAGAGACCUCCCACAACUUAUAUUAAGGAUGUUAGAAGUAUAUCAAUGGAAACAUAUUUAAAAAUUGGUGUAACUAAUAAUGUUCUUGCAAAUACUAUGGAAGAAAAUAUUGAAGAGGAAGAAAUUAAAAUAUGUUUAUAUUGUGGCAAACCUAGUACUGUAGCAUGUAUAAUUUGUUUAGAAGCUAAAUAUUGUUCUAAAGAAUGUUCUCAAUUACAUUGGGGAGAUCAUUAUAAAGAUUGCUCACCUGUAGAAAGAAGUAUAUCUUCAUAAUUGAAACUUAGUAUUAUUUUUUAUCUUAUUGUCACAAGAACCUACAGCUACACAGCUAUAGUUUCGUGUUAAUCAGUAUUGAUGUCUUUGGUUAGAAUAUAAGGAUAUUAAUAUAGAUUUUCUUUAUUAAUGUUAUAAAUUAUUAUUUUUGACAAAAAAUGAAGAGAUGGCUGUUGUAUUUAAAUAUAAAAAAUAAACUUCUCAAAUAAUG